This is a messenger RNA of Lactuca sativa (garden lettuce), 1793 nucleotides long. RefSeq lists its product as uncharacterized. Lineage: Eukaryota; Viridiplantae; Streptophyta; Magnoliopsida; Asterales; Asteraceae. The record is from RefSeq and is a predicted model, not a curated record.
AUUUAAGUAAAAAUGGCCAUAGAUACUUCCCAUGUACCUUCCUCUCCAACAAAACACUCCUUUCUUUAUUAUUAUCGCAAUUAUUUUUAUUUUCGCUUUUUUGGACUUAUUAUGCAGAAAGGUUGGAGCCACAUCAUCGCAUGUGGACCCAAUAUCAUCUUCUUCUUUAUUUAUAUCAAUUGACACUGAUAAACCCUAGCUAUCCACCGUCAAUUUCCCUAACGUCUCUAUCUACAUUCUAGAUCUCCUUCACGCAUUUCAAACUUUCAGCGUUUCCCACUCCUCCAACAGUGUAUCAUUGAGUUUCUCAGAGCAAUUUAUGGCUUCCGCUUGCGUAAAUAGCAUCGGGUUGUCGCCUGAGAAUAUAUUGGAACGUUCACAGACUUACUCUUCAUACGGUUGGUUGAAGCCUCGUUUCUCGUUAGGCCGUGAAAUCACAGAUGGAGAUACAUCCAAAUCCAAGACAAAGAGGUUUUCUUCUCCGGCGAAGGAGCUUGCAGAUCUGCCCGAGGAAUCAGAUCCAAACGAGUUUGAUGGUUUUCAGUUCAGUCUUGAAGAUCCGGUUAUGAUGCUUCCCGCCGACGAGUUGUUCUCCGACGGUAAACUUAUUCCGCUGCAUUUGUCAGUGAUCCGCCAGGAAGUUGCUUCGUCGACAACAACGGUAAUGUCCUCUCCAGAUACUCCGAGGUCUCACCGGAGAAUGGACGACGCCUUUGCUUCCGAUCCCUACUUGCUUUCCCCUAGGGCGCCGAGAUGUUCGAGCAGGUGGAAAGAGCUUCUCGGUUUCGGAAAGCUUUACCAAAGCAGCAACAACAAUGCUAAACAAGACAACAACAAACAGACAUCGUUAGCGUCUUCGCACAACGCGACCGGAGCAACAAAGUCUAUUAGACAUUUUCUUCACAGAAGUUCAAAAUCUUCAAACGAUUCGUCGGUUAACCUUCCGUUACUCAGGGAUACAGAUAACGAAUCUGUGUCUGUCUCUUCACGUCCAUCUCUUUCUUCCUCUUCUUCCAGUCACGAUCUCGACGAUCUUCCCCGUCUCUCUCUGGAUUCCGAUAAGCCUGGGAAAGUGAACUUGCACGCAAACCCUAGCAGUCGUCCAAAAACUAGAAUGGUAAAAACGAGGACACAGUCAACGGAAUCAAGAGCAUCAACGCGCGUUGGCCGAAGCACGAUGCGUCGUUCAUCGGACUCCGCAAUCACCACCGCCCGUGGCCUGUCAGUCGAUAGUCCACGAAUGAACUCCUCAGGAAAAAUCGUUUUCCAUAGCUUGGAGCGAAGUUCGAGUAGUCCAAGUAGCUUAAUCGGUGGACCUAGAUUCAAACAUAGAGGAAUGGAGAGGUCAUAUUCCGCCAAUGUCAGAGUCACACCGGUUCUAAACGUUCCGGUUUGUUCCCUUAGAGGUUCUUCCAAGUCCGGCAGUAUGUUUGGGUUUCCGAUAUUCUCCUCGCAGCAGAAACGGGAAUGUUCUAGCAGUACAAGUAGUAACGGCGGAGCAAACCGUAGUCAACGAUUCACCGGAAAGUCUCGAACAGAUUGUUCUUAAUUCAGCGUUCAGUAAUCGGUAUAAUUUGAUCCUCUUGAUAACUGUUUUCACUUUUUUUUAGUGUUCGGAGUCCAUCACCUGCAGCAAUCAAUCAAUGGCGUUAGCUUAGGAUAGCUUUAGGCAUCUAGCUCUAGCAUAUGUUCCAUUGCAUUUUAACUUUCUCUUUUUGUUGAAUCAUCAUGUACCUAUUUUUGUUGAUUUCUUCCCACCGCUAAUUCCUAAUGUUAGAAUCAGAUUCUUCCCA